ACCUUCACACCGCCGGUAGUAAACCUAGCAAGUUUUCCAUUCCACCAAAGUACACAAUUACCAAUUGUUAUCGUAAUGUCGCGUGUGACGAAAAUAAAACACGUCCUUAAAGAGCAGGAAGCAGACGACUUCGAUGUGCCCACAGGAAACCAGCGUAUCGUUCGUAUCUUUGCUAGUCGUGGCAAUAACUUGCACGAGGUUGAACCGGAUCAGGAUGGUGAGGAGAGGUUCCUCGUCUCGAUGCCGGUCAAGUUCCGUAAAAACGUGUGGAUCAAACGGGGAGAUUUCGUGCUAGUCGAACCAAUCGAGGAGGGCAACAAAGUAAAGGCCGAAAUCAGUCGGAUACUGACGCCGGAGCACAUAAAGGUGUUCGAAAAGGAAGGCGUGUGGCCACGCAAGUUCAGCAAGAAGCGUACCCUGGAAGACGAUUUGGACGAAGAUGGGCUGUUUAGGAACACGAACCGAAAAUUUGUUGCCCAAAGCUCCGACGAUGAUGACGACGAUGACGAGGAAGAAGAAGAUGAAGAAACGAGCGGCUCUGAGGACGAUGAAAAUGAUGAUGAAGUUGAUUGUACAGAUGAGGCAUCAAACCGGAAUGUCACAAACAAUGAAAAGAAACCGGCGACGGAAACCUAAAUGACCAAACGUGUGAUCGAUAGAGUAAGAUUUCUUUGAUAAUUUGCGUCAAUGCGUUUAUUUGUUAAACUGUUAAGAUAGAAGUAUCAAAAAAAUGCUAAAGAUACACAUAUCUGUACAUUUGUAGAAUCUUAUGCCUUCAGAUGAACUUCACUGCUGGAAAGAAAUGUCCACUUCCGAUUCAUGGUUUCAUUAGUUGUAAUUUGGCGCACAUGGAAUUAGCGAAAGAGAGCGUUACAUUGAAAGCAUAAUGAUACCGCGCCCUUUCGGGCCGUCAAUCCUACUUUUAACCUGUAGGAAAUGGGUUUCUCUUUAUCGUUAUAAUAUUCGCUUUUACUAUGUACGAGCACAUAAUAAGCUAGAUUUGAUUUUUAAGUAGCUAUUGUGGAUCGUUAGAAUUUGCAUAGUUUUAUAUUUUCUGCGAUUCUAUUGAUGAUCCCUUGUCCUUACGCUGCUCAUGAUAACGUUGCGUUUAUGAGGUGCAAAAGUGCAUAUGGCUUGUGCGUGAGGAACGAACCAAAGAAAAUAAAACUGGCUACCAAAACUGUUUGAUGAAAGUUA
Anopheles coustani is the source of this 1197-nucleotide messenger RNA. RefSeq names its product probable RNA-binding protein EIF1AD. Gene Ontology annotation, cellular component: nucleus. The transcript has a single exon. Gene Ontology annotation, molecular function: RNA binding; translation initiation factor activity. Lineage: Eukaryota; Metazoa; Arthropoda; Insecta; Diptera; Culicidae. Gene Ontology annotation, biological process: translational initiation. Bases 76 to 636 code for a protein of 186 amino acids. The record is from RefSeq and is a predicted model, not a curated record.